Molecule: messenger RNA, 1888 nt
Organism: Amphibalanus amphitrite
Lineage: Eukaryota; Metazoa; Arthropoda; Thecostraca; Balanomorpha; Balanidae
Exons: 2
Coding region: 308-1060 (250 amino acids)
Source: RefSeq, a predicted model, not a curated record
AGUUUUGAGUGAGGGGUGCACAUGUGGCGGGCCGAACGCCGUGUGCCACCGUGUGUGCAGUGACCCGAACUGUGAAGCGGUGAACUCCAAAGCGAAUUAUAACCUAUAAGUUAAACAUUUUGUUUUACUUUUUAGUCCCUUUGAACUUCACUAGAAAGCGAUACAAAAAGUAGAAAACACAGCCGCCUGAGCCAACAAUACCUACAAUGUCAACGCCCAGGCCUCAGUGGUUCUUGUUCUGCCGUCGAAAAGGAAGCAGCCAUUAGUAGAAGAGCCAAGAAGAUAACGUAAUCUUUACUAAACAAAGAUGUUAUUGAAGAAGCCAGUUCAGCUGAAUCGCACGCGGUUGUUGCCAAUGCUUCUGUUUGAGCUUCUGCUUCUGAACGUCUCCUAUGGAACCACAUACAAUCUCACAGCCAUCGACCAUGCUGUAAACACCACAGCCCUAACUGAGUCACCGGGUGGGAGUGUGACCCAGUGCGCAGUCCGCUGCCGUCGCCACCGGGCCUGCGUCUCCAUCGAGACAUCCUCCACCUCCUGCCGUCUGCUAGCUGCCGUCCCCUUCGCCGACCAGCUGACCCUCUCCCCGGGGGUACGGGUGUUCACUGACGUAGCCGCUCCUACACCGGACCACCGCGUACCCCACCAGUGUCCCUCCAACUGGCAGAGAGUCGGCAACGCCUGCUACUUGAUCAUCCCUUCCGACACCGAGUCUGGCUUCUGGGAGGAGGACAGCAACCUCUGCAAGAGCAAGUUCCACGCCGCCACCCUCCUGACCAUCGAGUCUGAGGAGCAACUGACGUACAUCAAAGGAGCGGUAAGCGGCCGUGCCUGGACUGACAUCAGAUACAUCAACGGCACCUUCCAGCCGGCCGGAGGGUCGCCGCACACCUUCUGGAAGGAGCUCUGGUGCGACGGAGAGCCUCAGCAGAAUGAUGAUGGUUUCGUGUUCUUCCUUCAGGGCCAGGGAGAUUGUCUUCAUGCGGAGACAUAUGCUGUCUCAACUUCUUUCCGCAUGCCUCGUACGAAUGUCGUUUGUGCCAUCUAUGCAGGAAACUAGUGGUGGUUUGAGGGACGAAUCAAUCACAAAAUGAGUGUGUAAAUCCGUCUCCUUUUUCACGCCAUUUCGUCUUCAUAUGAGUGGUGCGUGAAAAACUACUCACAUGUGCAGAAUUUCGAUAAUGCAGGCUACGGUGUGACAUUUUGUUAGGAUUGUAUGUUUUCUUUGCGUGUGAAACAGUGUGAAAGAAUGACGUUUAUGACUUCACAAUACUCAUCAAUUAUGCUCGGUUACGUCUAACAUGUAAAUGCUACCGUCUGUAAUACGAGUAUAUGUCUUUACAAUAAACGUGCUACAAGAUCAGAAUGAGAUUUAACCCUUGCUAACAAAUGAUGCACAGCAAUUGUUUGAACAUUCAAUAAACGGCUAAUCAUAUUGGACGAAGCUGGUUUGGAAGAUGAAAAGAACUAGAACGCUAAAUGAGUUGAAAAUGAAACUGAACGUUCCGAUACAGAUAUGUCGAUAGUGCCGCUUUCGUGGGUUCACUUCAUUGAUUACCACGAUCUUAAUCAGUUCACACAACCGGUAGCUGGUCAGAAUCCAUGACCAAACCGAUGAACCGUUUACGAUAAGGCAUCUUGAAUAGGUACACGUGAGUGCAAUUAGCCACUAUUACGUGUACAUAACACUUUCGCUCGAUUCGUAUUGCAUGGCUCAUUCACUCCCAACAGACCAUGAAGCUAAGGUCAGGCGUGAAAUUAGAAGCCGUGCCAAAAUCAUGAUAGGAGCAUGUUCGAGAUCAUCUGAAGCGUGCCAUUAUCUUUUCGUGCUUGAAGAGAAUAAAUACAGACUCGAAAGAAGUGUAACAGGUCAUGAACGUGAAUAGCG